Molecule: messenger RNA, 840 nt
Organism: Drosophila nasuta
Lineage: Eukaryota; Metazoa; Arthropoda; Insecta; Diptera; Drosophilidae
Product: trypsin beta
Exons: 1
Coding region: 1-774 (257 amino acids)
Biological process (GO): proteolysis
Molecular function (GO): serine-type endopeptidase activity
Source: RefSeq, a predicted model, not a curated record
AUGAGCUGGUUAUGGUUGUGUUGGCUGCUUGGCGUCGUGCACUUCUUUGAACUCAAUGCUGCUGACGGACAACGCAUUGUUGGUGGCCAGGAGACGACGAUUGGUCAGGUUCCCUACUUGGUGUACUUGCGUCAGAGUGGUAACUUUAUCUGCGGCGGAUCUCUUCUCACGCCCAACUCCGUGCUGAGUGCAGCACAUUGUGUGCAUGGUGCUCAGGCCAAGGAUUACACUGUCCAUGCGGGUGCCAGUCGACUGGACGAAGCAGCUCCCGUCGUGAGUAGCGUGGCGGAGUUUCACAUCGCACCCGAUUACUCUCCGAGCAAUUUUGACAUGGAUGUGGCCAUACUGCAGUUGGCAUCACCAGCUGGUCUCUUCGCUGGUCAAGUGGCCACCAUUUCCCUUUGUCGCACGCCUGCCGCCAAUAAUGCCUUUGUUCGCAUCAGCGGUUGGGGCGUCACUCGUGAAAAUGGUCGCGAUCCUGCGGCACAGGUGCGCACCACAACGGUCCGUGUGCUGCCCCAGCUGGAGUGUCAACUGGCCUACGCUGGACAGGCACAGCUCAGUGAUUCGAUGGUCUGUGCUGCCAUUCGCGGUAUUCGAGACUCCUGCUCGGGGGACUCGGGUGGUCCUUUGGUCUAUCGUGGCCAACUCUGCGGCAUUGUCUCGUGGGGAUUCGGUUGUGCGCGAGCUGCUUAUCCAGGUGUCUACACUAGCGUAGCCAGUCCUCGAGUCAAGAGUUUCAUUGAGCAAACGCUUAGAAAUCUGCAGGGUUAAUGGCAGCAAAUUACAGCUCGGUUUUGUUUUCUAAAUCAUUCCACUUAUUCGUUUAUAGCUUAAUAA